Lasiodiplodia theobromae is the source of this 2577-nucleotide messenger RNA. RefSeq names its product Glutaminase. NCBI's taxonomy places the organism in Eukaryota, Fungi, Ascomycota, Dothideomycetes, Botryosphaeriales, Botryosphaeriaceae. The transcript has 4 exons. Bases 1 to 2577 code for a protein of 858 amino acids. The record is from RefSeq and is a predicted model, not a curated record. Gene Ontology annotation, biological process: carbohydrate metabolic process.
AUGUAUUCGCUGCUCAGCCUGGUUCUCGCCGCUUCGGCUUAUGCACAGAACAGUGCAAGUAGUGACAGCAGUGCUGAUCCUGCCGUGGUAUACUCCCCGGCGCGUCCACCUGCCGUCCCUCUUGCUGUUCGCUCUCCCUACACGAGCGUCUGGUCAUCGACUGAGAACAAUGGCACCUUGAACACCAACGGCGUCCAGUUUUGGACCGGUCAGGCUGUUGGUUGGGAAGGCAUCAUUGUAGUCGACGGCAUUUCCUACGAGUGGAUGGGCACCAAUAUUGCCAAUUCCGUGUUACCUCAGCUGGACAAUUUCAAAUCCGCCACCCCGCUGUCCGUCAGCUAUGACUCCCAGUACUCCAACUUUACUUUUACUGCCGGCCCUGUUCUGGUUACCGCCAGCUUCUUCUCGCCUGUUGUUCCGCAGGAUCUUUGCAGGACCAGCAUCCCUUUGAGUUACCUUGAGGUCUCCUACGAGUCGCAGGACAACGCAACUCACAGUGUCAACCUCUACACUGACGUUGACAACUCAUGGAACAACUUCCAGGGUUCCGCUGACAUUACUGCCGGCUUAAAUGUGGAUUCCUCCGAGUUCAAGCCCAACUCGACUGUGACAAACACGACUUUGUUCACCUGGUGGUAUCAUCUUUCUCAGGAGUUUUACUUUUCCGAGGUCAAUGACUUCCCUCAAUGGGGGAACAUGACGCUGUCUACCCAGCCCGGCGACUCCAAAAACUUCACCUUCGCAUCUGGCAAAGCUACCAACAUUCGUUACAGCUUUAUUCAAAAGGGCUAUCUCUCCAACUAUGUUGACGUCAAAGAGGGCCAGGUUUUUGCUUUCUCACAUGACAUGAAGCAGAGCAGACGUGGAAGCGUUCUGUACACAGUUGGCGUCAUUCAAGAACCCGUUAUCAAUCUGCUUACAAGUGAGGGUCUUCAGUCACUUAACCCCUGGUGGAGCAGUGAAGGAUGCUAUAGCUCCAACUGGGCCAAUCUGGUUGCCACCCAUUACGAUGAUUUUGCAACUGUCCAGGAAAUGGCCGCCACGUGGGAGGCGCAACUUAAAACGGAUAUCGAUGAAUACUACGCGGCAGAGGGAGGGAAUGUUUCCAGCACUUCAACGCCAUCCUUUACCAAUGCCUCAAUGUCCUCACCGGAACUGUUUGGAGGCCCCUACGAGGCAGGCACGGAUCAAUUCGGUGAAAAUUGGAUCUUCAACUCCAGCAAUGGCUACGGCUAUUUGGAUGCCAUCAACAAAAGUGGUGUCGCUAUCCCCGACGUUCCAGAAGACCAUUCGUAUUAUGCCAUUGUAGCGCUUUCUACACGCCAGAUCAUGGGAGCUUACAUGCUGACCAUUCCCCCGACCUUUGGCUAUGGAAACGCGUCGGACAUCUACAAUUCUUCAGAGCCGUUCAUGUUCCAGAAGGAGAUUUCAUCCAACGGUAAUAUGAAUACGGUUGAUGUUUUGUAUCCCGCCAUGCCUUUCUUCCUCUAUGCCAACCCGAACUUACUGAGGUUUGCCAUGAACCCGCUCUACCUGAAUCAAGAAUCCGGCUUCUACCCUCGUUCAUACUCGAUGCACGACUUGGGAUCGCAUUAUCCUAAUGCCACGGGCCAUGUAGAUGGCGCUGACGAACAGAUGCCAGUGGAGGAGUCCGGGAACAUGUUGCUUAUGACUUACUCGUACUACAAGUUCACUGGGGACCGCAAUUACCUACGGGACCACUACACGAAGCUCUUCCAGUGGUCACAGUUCCUGAUCGAGUACACGCUGAUCCCCUCAAAUCAGCUAAGCACGGAUGACUUCGUCGGCACUCUCGAAAACCAAACCAACCUCGCCAUCAAAGGCAUUGUCGGCCUCCAAGCCAUGGCCGAGAUCUCGACAGUCGUGGGCAACACCGUCGACGCCACCAACUUCACCAGCACCUCUUCCUCCUACUACCAAGCCUGGGAAGACCUCGCCAUCGACCCGACCGGCACACACACAGUGCUCGCCUACCAAUGGCGCAGCUCGUGGGGGCUCCUCUACAACUCGUACCCGGACAAGCUCCUCAACCUCGGCGUCAUCCGACAAGAGGUCUACGACAUGCAGUCGUCGUACUACGCCACCGUCUCCGAAGCCUUCGGCAUCCCGCUCGACAACCGCGUCUCGCUGACCAAGUCGGACUGGGAGCUGUGGACGGCGGCGACGUGCGAGCCGCGCACGCGCCGCCUCAUCGUCAACGCCAUCGCCUACUGGCUCAACCACACCUCCACCAACCGCGCCUUCACCGACCUCUACGAGACCAUAUCUACCGGCGGUUACCCCCAGGGCACCACUUUCAUCGCCCGCCCCGUCGCCGGCGGGCAUUUCUCGCUGCUCGCCCUGCAGCGCGCGGGGAAGAACAGCACGACGGGGACGAGUGAAGGCGGCGGCUUCUUCCCACAGAAUGGGACCGAGCCGUUGCCGGCGAGUGAGACGGGCUUGUUGACAGUGUUGGCUGGGUCGCAUCCGACCGUCGCGCCGACAGUCAUCGUGGAUAUGGGGACGUAUGCGACGAGUGGGAGUGUUUUCGUGUCGAGUACGGCUUCUAUUGAUUGA